Protobothrops mucrosquamatus (brown spotted pit viper) is the source of this 649-nucleotide messenger RNA. It is a transcript of the gene RAB33A, whose product is annotated as RAB33A, member RAS oncogene family. Gene Ontology annotation, molecular function: GTP binding; GTPase activity. NCBI's taxonomy places the organism in Eukaryota, Metazoa, Chordata, Lepidosauria, Squamata, Viperidae. Gene Ontology annotation, cellular component: Golgi apparatus; endosome. The record is from RefSeq and is a predicted model, not a curated record. The coding region runs from base 1 to 522 and encodes 173 amino acids. The transcript has 2 exons.
AUGGGAUCAAUGCUGUCUCCAGAGUGUGCAAAUCUCCAUGUGCAAAUCGGCUUUGGAGGUCCUCAAGUCCAGGUGUGGGACACAGCAGGUCAAGAGAGGUUCCGGAAGAGCAUGGUGGAGCAUUACUACCGCAACGUCCACGCUGUGGUGUUUGUCUAUGAUGUCACAAAAAUGGCGUCCUUCCUCAACCUGAAAAACUGGAUUGAGGAGUGCAACGGCCACGCGGUCCCAGCUCUCGUCCCCAAAGUGCUUGUGGGAAACAAGUGUGACUUGCGGGAUCAAAUCCAAGUCCCGUCCAGUAUGGCCCUGAAAUUUGCCGAUGCCCACAAUAUGCUUUUGUUUGAAACCUCCGCGAAGGACCCCAAAGAGAGUCAGAACGUGGAGUCUAUUUUCAUGUGUCUGGCCUGCCGGUUGAAGGCUCACAAGUCUCUGCUCUAUCGGGACAUGGAGAGGCAGCAAGGGAAGGGACAGAAAAUAGAGCUGGCACCGGCCUCUGGCAAUAGGAAUUCCUGUCCUUGCUGAAGGACAGUCUUGACCGUUGAACCGGGAGGGCUGGGCAGGUGGUUUUGUGUGCCUCAAUAAACUGAAUCAACGUUGCUCGUUUCUAGUGAAUUCCAUGUUAAAUUAAUAAACAUUUGUAUGGCUCACA